Bipolaris maydis ATCC 48331 is the source of this 1230-nucleotide messenger RNA. The record is from RefSeq and is a predicted model, not a curated record. NCBI's taxonomy places the organism in Eukaryota, Fungi, Ascomycota, Dothideomycetes, Pleosporales, Pleosporaceae.
AUGGCAGAGCUCACGAGCACGAAACUCAAUGCCGAGUCGCAUCUCCUGCUCGACCAACCUCUCCUCCGCAUGCCAUACGAGCUUUCCCGGCGCAACUUCAAAAAUGCUCAGCGCGUCAUUGAGCACUCCUCGACCGCCCUGCCCACCGCCCUCGGCGCAACCGCAAAAGCCGCAAACAAAAACGCCUCACCAGAAGCUACCCUCUCCUCGCUCGACUCGCUCAUUACCAAAAUGCAAGGUCUAAAACGCAAACUCGAGGGCCUCCACGAAGAAGAAAACCGUCUCCAUCGCGCCGCCAAAGCGCGCCUGCAACACCUACAGGACCUAUAUCAAGUCCAGAGUCUCGUCGACGUUAAAUACGACGAGUGGUCGCGCACACGACUUAGCAGGCUACUCGUAGACUAUCUACUCCGCGAGGGAUAUGCAGAAAGCGCUGCAUGCCUGGCGCAAAGCAAGGGGAUCGAAGAUCUAGUCGAUGUAGAAGCAUUCAUAGCGUGUCAUAAGAUUGAACGGAGUCUCCGCGAGGGGAUGAGUACGGCGCUAGCGCUUGAGUGGUGCAAGGAACAUGGCAAGGAGCUCAAGAAGGGGGGAAGCAUGUUGGAGUUUGAGUUGAGGCUGCAGCAGUAUAUUGAGCUUGUGAGACAGGGGCAUGAGGCGGGGUUGAAAGCAAAGUUGGUGGAGGCCAGGGCGCAUGCGAAGAAGUAUCUUAGUGCGAGUGGGGAUUUCACAUUGAUGAGGCAGGCGGCGGGUAUGUUGGCGUACAGGCCAUGGGAUGAGGUGGAGCCGUAUGCUUCUCUCUACUCUCCCUCCCGCUGGUCCUACCUCGCAGACCUCUUCGUCUCAACCCAUCACACCUUGUACUCGCUCCCACCCCGCCCCCUCCUCCACAUCGCCCUCAGCGCGGGUCUUUCCGCCCUAAAGACACCAGCCUGCCACUCCGAAUACAUUCCCUCGGCCACAAACGCCGCGUCCUCGGCCACAACCGUCUGCCCGAUUUGUAGUGCUGAGCUCAAAGAACUAGCGCGUAACGUGCCGUAUGCGUUACAUACCAAGAGUAUCGUUGAAGAUGCACCAGUUGUACUGCCCAAUGGUCGUAUUUACGGCUCUGAGAGACUGCGUAUUUUCAAUGAGAAGGUGGGGACGGAGCCGGGGUGGGUUAGGGAUCCUGUGGCUGGCUUGACGGGGGAGAAGUGGAAGGAGAGUGAGGUGCGGAAGGUGUAUAUUAUGUGA